Messenger RNA from Sus scrofa (pig), 4239 nucleotides. RefSeq names its product G protein-coupled receptor 15 (gene GPR15). Gene Ontology annotation, biological process: positive regulation of cytosolic calcium ion concentration; calcium-mediated signaling; G protein-coupled receptor signaling pathway. The record is from RefSeq and is a predicted model, not a curated record. Gene Ontology annotation, molecular function: C-C chemokine receptor activity; C-C chemokine binding. Gene Ontology annotation, cellular component: membrane; external side of plasma membrane. NCBI's taxonomy places the organism in Eukaryota, Metazoa, Chordata, Mammalia, Artiodactyla, Suidae.
GCCACAGCAACGCCAGCUCCUUUAACCCACUGCACAAGGUCAGGGAUUGAACCAGAGUUUUCAUGGAUACUAGUUGGAUUCAUUAUUGCCAAGCCACAACAGGAACUCCUGGAUUCCUUUGGAUCCUGGCCUGUUUAUCAAGUGUUUUGAAAGAACCACAAAUCUUCCUUUUAUGUGCCUAUACUGCCACAAUUGUAAGGUCACUUAAUGCAGCUUUAUCUGUUGUCAAGUCACUAAUUCACAAAGUGAAGUUCACUGAUGUAUGGAGGAACUUAAAAACAUAGCUCAAAAGCUAAAAUAAAUAAAUAAAUAAAUAAAUAAAAUAAAAACUUCACUGCUAUCACAGUAAAAUGUAAAGAAGAGAAGAUCCGAGGGGAUCUAGAGACCGAUGAAGGAUUAUUUGAAGGUUAGUAGGGAGAAAAAUUUCCUACUCAAAGAUGUUAACGCCAACAAAAGGGAACUUCAUUGGUUGAAUUAUAAUAACAGAUAACUGGAAAAAUCGCAGUGUGUGAUUUUUAAGCCUAUGUUUGGAAGCUACAUAAGUAACAACAAUGCCUGUAGUUAAACCCCAAUGAAGUCAUCCUUGCUACAUUAUAUCAGAUCACAAAAACAAGAGUCUUCCUAAUCAACUCAAAGCAGUGUUUCCAAAAUACCAACAAUGUGUAAGGUGCUGUGCUAAUUGUAGUGAAAAAAAAUUUUUUUUUCUUUUGCCUUUUAGCGCCACACUUGCAGCACAUGGAGGUUCCCAGGCUAGGAGUCAAAUUGGAGCUUCAACUGCUGGUCUGCACAACAGCUCACAGCAAUGCCGGAUCCUUAACCCACUGAGCAAGGCCAGGGAUCGAACCUGCACCCUCACGGAUACUAGUUGGGUUCGUUAUCGUUGAGCCACAGUGAGAACUCCAAAAAAAACUUUAAAUAAUAAUAAAAGCACAAGAUGUCCCAGCAUUUUGAAUAUUUUAAAAAACUUACUGAAUGAGACAGGAUCAAUUAUAUAUGAACUGAAAGAGCCAAAUAAAUGGGAAGAAACUAAUACCCCAGUCAGAAUCAUUAUGUUUGCCAUAGAUACAGACUGGUAAGAUUUGGUAAAUUUUCAAUUUACUAUUUAUGCAGUGGAAGACUAUUUUCUUCACAUUUCACCAAUGAUGUAAAUGAAAACAGUAUCUUCGAUGUUACCACCUUAAAAUUCUAAAAUUAAAACAUUACCCUGUAUGUGAAACAGGAGGCUAGAUCAAAAGGAUUCUCAAUUUUUAAAAAAUCAAAGAUAUUUUUAAGUAAGGGAGAAAAAGUGAAUUCAGUUCCUAAUUUCUGGAUUUAAAGAAAAAAAAAUGAAUAUCUUGAAGAAAGAAGUCAAAAAGCACCUCAGUUUCCUGGGCAAAUGCAAAUAAAGAAAACCAUAACCACAACCACCCAACACCAAUCAGGGUGGUGUUUCCUUGUAGGCCCUUUCUGAGGAUUGGUAGAAACUGUAUUUUUUUAAUCUUUGUUUUUAUACUUGUCCGAAGAUCUUUUAAGGCAGGAGGUGGGGCAGGGAGAAGAGGUGGGCACUGUAUAAAAGAAGCUGCCUUGCAAUUUCUAAAAUUCAUACAAAAACUUCCUAGGUAAGGAAACUUACCAGAUUUGGCACCUGAUGGAAACAGUGAUGGACCCAGAAGCAACCUCAGUGUAUUUGGAUUAUUCCUACAUUACAAGCGAAAAUCCUGAUAUUGAGGAGGCCCCCUCCCAUCUUCCUUAUACAUCAGUCUUCCUGCCCAUCUUUUACACAGCUGUGUUCCUGAUUGGAGUGUUGGGAAACCUCAUCCUCAUGAGCGCACUGCAUUUCAAACGGGGCAGCCAAAGACUGAUCGACAUCUUUAUCAUCAACCUGGCUGCCUCUGACUUUAUCUUCCUCAUCACGUUGCCUGUCUGGGUGGAUAAAGAAAGAUCUUUAGGAUUGUGGAGGACAGGCUCUUUCCUAUGCAAAGGCAGCUCCUACGUGAUCUCAGUCAACAUGCACUGCAGUGUCUUCCUACUCACCUGCAUGAGUGUUGAUCGCUACCUGGCCAUCGUGUGCCCAGCCAUAUCCAGGAAACUCAGAAGGAGAGACUGUGCGUAUGGAGUUUGUGCCAGUGUUUGGUUUAUCUCCUGCCUCCUGGGGUUGCCUACUCUUCUAUCCAGGGAGCUUACCCUGAUUGAUGGUAAGCCAUACUGUGCAGAGAAGAAGGCCACUUCAAUUAAACUGACUUGGGCCCUGGUGGCUUUAAUUUUUACCUUUUUUGCACCUUUGGUGAGCAUGGUGACCUGCUAUUGUUGCAUCACAAGGAAGCUGUGUGUCCGUUACCAGCAGUCAGGAAGGCAUAACAAAAAGCUGAGGAAGUCCAUAAAGAUCAUCUUUAUUGUCGUGGCAGCCUUUGUCUUCUCCUGGCUGCCUUUUAAUACUUUCAAGCUCCUGGCCAUUGUCUCUGGGUUGCAGCAAGAACUCCACUUUUCUUCAGCGUUUCUCCAAUGGGGCAUGGAGGUGAGUGGGCCUUUGGCAUUUGCCAAUAGCUGUGUCAACCCUUUCAUUUACUAUAUUUUUGACAGCUACAUCCGCCGGGCCAUUGUGCACUGUCUGUGCCCAUGUCUGAAGAACUAUGACUUUGGGAGCAGCACUGAGACAUCAGACCUCACCAAGGCUCUCUCCAACUUCAUUCAGGGGGAAGAUUUUGCCAGAAGGAGGAAGAGGUCUGUGUCGCUCUAAAAGAGACAGUGACAUUUCAAGCUCUCUUGGUGGAUUAGAGAGUUAAUUUGUGUCAGUGACAAAGAGAGAAGUGAGGUAUUCAUAUUGCUUCAUAAAUAUAAGGAAGAGUUAAAUUUUAAAGAAAUGAAUAGAAAGUCCCUAUGUCUGUGGAUAUAAUUAGGCCAUAAGUUGGUUUCCUUUAGCUGAGAGACUUUAUGUGAUCCUUGCCAAUCAAGUUCACCAGGCAAAAUACAACUCUUAAGUGUCCUUGAACUCUGAGAUAAAGUCUCCUGCUUGGACCAGAUCCGUUCUUCAUGGUUGUUAAUUCAUGUUGAAGCCUUUUCCUCCCUCAGGAACCGGAAGUCACAUCAUCCUUUAUACACCCCAAAUUGGACGACAUACAAAGGAUUCUGCCUAUUUAUAUCUGGUGAGAAAUGUGGUGACAAUGAAAGUAGUAAAUAAUGUAAUAUACCUGUGCUCAGUAAUUAAUUGUUUCUGAGUAAUGAAGUGAGGUUCUGGCCUUAACCUUUAAAGGUUUGUAUGGUGAUUCUAUACCAUCUUCCAACAUUGUCUUUUACCCUACACCAUUCACAAUGACAUUGGACUGGUGAAAGCUCAUGGGGAUAAAAUUAUUUUGUAUUGUGUUUCUGAUUUGGGACUUAACUUUAUCACUUUGUCUUCAAGAGUAUUUUAACAAGAAAGCCUAAGACAAUAUUUGACUUAUUUUCCUUAUAAGAUAUAUUGGUAAAAAUGGGUCUCAUGAUAAUGGUGGAGUAACAAUUUCUCAAUGAGGUUUUCCUAUCCUUUUGUUUGUAUUGCCUUUAUAAAUUAAGAUAGGACUUUGCUCUAAUUACAUGUUUUUAAUUACCUAGCUAUCUAAUUAUCAAAUAAAAAUGUUACUACUACUGUAAUUGAAGGUCAUAAAAUGCUUAACUAUAACCUCUGCAGAUUAUUAUUUUGUAAUUUAAUUAAUGUUAGUACUACACGUUCCUUAUAGCAUUAUUUGCUUGAUGUAUGUAAUUUCAAGAUUUGAUCCAAUAAGAUAGUAAGGCAGAAUGCUCUGUAUUCAGCUGAAGUGAAAAAUCCAUAACAAAGAGCUACUCGUAUUUUAUAUUCAUUUUUCCAAACCCAGAGACUUUCCAGAAUUCAGAAUUUACCGAGUUGAUUUGUAAUUAUGUUCCUUUUAAAGAAUUUGAAGUAAAAAAUGAAAUUAGAAGAAACCACAGAAGGCUUCGCAGCAGCAAACUUACUAUUAUAAAUAUCUUUCAAUUCAAGAUAAAGUGGGUUAUGUUUUUACUCUCACUGUGGACUCAAAUGAAGUACUAUUCUACUUCGAAAUAAUACAUUUGAAAAUCAGAGAAAGCUUAGAAUCUUAUCAGAGACUAGGUAAUUCAAGCUUAUCCUAUGUAUCUUUGAUGUUAAGGGAAAUCUCAAAUAUUGGACAUCUUCUCAUAUUAUAGUUUAUUUAGAAGUUUUUGGUUUUAUAAAUUGGUUAAUUUGUUAAUUUCUCUUAAACUUUUAUUAAAUAAAAUAUAAUUUCCUUA